CAGUUUAUUUACUUGCAGAUCACAACCAAAUGAACUACUCGAUGUCAUUAUAAAGCCAAGCGAAUCGUCAAUAGCAUUGGAUCAACAAAAGGUGGAGCAGUACAUUAAAGCAAUGUCUUUAAAUGACAACAAAAAGGAAAACAACAAGGAACUGACUACUAUGUGGAUGUAUGCCACUCAUCUCGGCACCUUCUCACCUCCACAGAAAACGGGGCGUCAGCUUACGGCCGCAUCACGUUCCAUUAUGCUCAUACCAGCCACAGUUAACGGCAAUGGGGUACUGCCUCCCUCACCUCCCAGCCGCGAGGCUAGCAUGCUGCUGCCGGUUCCACCCCCACAUUAUAGAGGUAUGACACUGCCCUACAUGAGACCGUCUGUACUCUAUGCCCAUCCGGUUAGUUUAACGGGCAGCUAUCGCGCCAAUAAGAGCACCAAGCCGCAAAAGUUGAAUGGGCAACGACUACGUGGUCGUGCUAUUGAUAACUCCGAGACAGAUGUGUUGAGUGGUGCUCCAAAUUUUCAAUAUACCGGCGUGGAUCGAGCAAUAGCUGAAAGUUUCCUGGAACGCCAGGAGCAAUCGCAAGUCAACAGCCACUUUGACUACUCCUCAUCAACCUCCUCAAUGCGCAGCGAUGUCUACAGACAGAAGGCCGCUUCCAGCUUCUAUACUCCAAGCAAAGCAAAAAUUGUUUGCCGCGAUGUGGGGAUUUAGAUCCACCAG
This is a messenger RNA of Drosophila navojoa, 721 nucleotides long. RefSeq lists its product as uncharacterized. NCBI's taxonomy places the organism in Eukaryota, Metazoa, Arthropoda, Insecta, Diptera, Drosophilidae. Gene Ontology annotation, cellular component: membrane. The record is from RefSeq and is a predicted model, not a curated record.